This is a messenger RNA of Coprinopsis cinerea okayama7#130, 3189 nucleotides long. RefSeq lists its product as hypothetical. Gene Ontology annotation, cellular component: mating projection tip. The transcript is spliced from 3 exons. The record is from RefSeq and is a predicted model, not a curated record. Lineage: Eukaryota; Fungi; Basidiomycota; Agaricomycetes; Agaricales; Psathyrellaceae. The coding region runs from base 1 to 3189 and encodes 1062 amino acids.
AUGUCCUUCCUUACGACCCCGCCAAAUGAACACACAACACUCACCUCCUACCUCCAGCUGCCCCACCUCUUGUCCCUCACAUGGCUCGCUUAUCCUAUCCUUUCCUUGAUCUUCGUCGCAUUCAGGCUUCAAGCGUCCCUUGCUUCGUCAGAAGAUGCCAUUUCCAGCGCGAAAUCCAACCUCCUCGCCAGCUGCAAGGCUGCUGAAGAAGCAGCGACCUCGACGGCCAGCUUGCCACGCUACAUGGCGAUAGCCACCAACCAGCAAGUCGCCGACGCCGUCAAUGCGACCCUCAGAGGGGCCCGAGCUGCCCUCAUCCUCACCCUGACUGUCAUGGAGGCCAUCAUCAAUUUUAUCAUCGACCUCUACCGGUCUAUUUUCCUCUGCUUUCUGGAGUUGGUGGUGCGAGGUGGAAUUGCUAUUCUGGUUGGUGCUGUUGAGGAGAUCAACAACGUCCUUGCCACUGUUACGUCUGGUUUACGAACACAAAUUCAAGCUAGCGUUGGGACUCUCAACAACGCACUUCGGGAAACCAUUGAGGGAAUUAACCGAAUCAACCCGUUUGGCGAUAUCCCUGUCCCUACAUUUGACCCUCCGAACCUUGACGGUUUGGACAAUGUUUCUCUCCCGGAUUCGUUCCAGGAGAGUUUGCUACGACUUAAUGAUACCAUCCCGACUGUGAGCACGAUCAAGGAGAAGCUUCAGGACAUCAUCGGCACUCCCUUCGAACUUGUCAAACGUGAUAUCAACGACACCUUUGCUGCUGUUUCUUUCUCGGCCGACACCCUCCCCGUCCCAGAACAGAAUAAGGUUUCAUUCUGCUCAGACCUCGACCUCUCUGUCGUCGACGAUGUUGGAAACGACAUCGUCAAGUCUGCCAAGAUCGGAAUCGUCAUCCUCCUCGUUAUCGCUCUCGUCCUCAUCGGCCUCAACUGUCUCUUCACCUGGUACAAGUGGCGCUGCAUGCAGGCUCACCUCGAGUACACCCGCCAAGCAUGGAACACCGAUCCCACCAUGCAAACCAAGGGUUCCAUCUCCGCCACGCCUCAAAUUGCGUUGAGCAACCACAACCUCAUGGUCCUCCAAGCCAACUCGGAACACCCGUUGGUGACGAGGAUUACGAACCAGCUCUCCCAAAAGCUUCGACUCUCGCCUCGGACUCACACUCACAUGCAGUGGUUCUUCAAUUACAUCUUCCACCCUCCCGCUGCGGCGUGUCUGCUCAUCGGAGUCUUUGGUCUUCUCCUCAUCGAGAUUCAACUUCUCGCCAUGGGCCCGUUGGUGAACAAGUACCAGGAACAAGCCGCUGAAACGACCAAAGACUUUUCGCUUCUCAUUGCCAACUCGAUCAACGAGAGCAUGCUCAACCAGUCUACGAUCUACGCUGCCGAGAUCAACGGCCGUGUCGAUUCAGUCCAAACCACAAUCAACGAUGGCCUCUUUGGCUGGGUCGACGGUACAAUCGUUCCGCUCAACACCACGAUCAACGAGUUCUACGAUGACAUCCAGAACGCUGUUCAGACCGUGUUUGGGGGCACCAUCCUCGAGACGGCUGCGACAGAGUUCAUUCGGUGCUUGAUUGGGAGCAAGGUGGAUGCGGUUGAGAAUGCGUUGACGUUCUUGCACGAGAAUCUUAGGGUGGACAUGCCGAGGGUGAACGAUACCGCGUUGAUGCUCUCCCCAGAGUCAGUCAAUGAGGCUUCGGCGCCUAUCGCUGCUGCUGCCAUGGGUGGAGGCACGGAUGACGACCAGGGUCUCAUCGGUCGCCUCGUCAACUCGUACGCCGAUUCCCUCCGCAAGGAGCGCGUCACCUUUGGUAUCUUCCUCGCGCUGUGGGGCGUCGUCGUCCUCAUGGGCUUGUUCGUCCUCUUCUGGCACUCCACUGGCAAACCACUUUUGGAGAAGAGGAGGAGACGCAAGUACGAGAAAAGCAAGGGGAUGCUUCCGGAGGGCGGAUUCGUGGUUCCGUAUAGGGAUGGAAGUGCUCCGCCUUCGAGGGAUGAAAAGAAUCUUGGAGGUGGAGGGAACGGAGGAGUCGGGUUGGCGAUGACAGGCGAUGAGCUUCCACAGUUUACACCUCUUCCUUCGCCUCGCCGAAGUGCCUUCAAGCCAUUCUGGAACCCUGCCAAACCCGACGCUUCUGGUGAAGCGAAGGAUGUGGAGAAGGAGCCUAGCCCUAUGGCACAGGUUGCCGCUGACGAAGUGUCCAAGCUCAAGGCGUUCAGGCUGAAGUUGAUGGGGAAGAGUACUGAAUCGUUGGAUGCAGAUUCCAAGGCUUCCGACAAUCCACCUGGGCUGUUCGGUAAAGUGAAGGGUGUAUUUGGGAAGAAGGAUGCCGAUCAAGCGCCGGAUUACUGGACUUCUUACAACGCCUCGUCGGACACUGUGAACGCUAACACCGCGAGACCCAACAUUCGAGUUAUCGUCGACACUGACCAAGAUCGUGAAGACACCUACGGCAACUCGUUCCGUCAUUCCGCCGACAUCGAAGGUGCGGAUAUCUACACCCCUCCACCCAAUUCGCGCUGGUCGACUUCACCUGGUCCCACCAAGACUAGCUGGAACUUGAAGAAGUUAACGCUCCUUUCGCCCAAGAGUUCGAAUAAUAAGAAGCUGCCUGCGGUUUCCGGUUCGUCGUCGAUCGGGCCCAUCCCCCCGUCUAUGAGCGCGGCUGCCUCGGGCCUCAAGCGUCAGCCUAGUGUCCCGACUGAUAUUGGUGCCUCGUUUGACGAUCCCUUCAUGGCAAGCGUCAGUGUCCCCAGGAAACCUUCACCCAUCGUCCCUGGUAUAUACCCGGUCCCUUUGCACGCUGCAGCACCCGCGAUAAACAACAACCCGUACCAGCGCGCCCCUUCCCCUCCCAAACGCUUCGUCGCACCCUACCUCAACGACCCUUCUGCACUCUCCCGCAACACCUCGGGCUCCUCCGCCAGCAAGACGCAUAGGAGAAGUUCGAGUCAUCCGGCCGCCGUGUGGAGGGUAACGAAUGCUGCAUCCACUGAUCGGCUGACUGCUAGUCCGAUGAGCAGCCAGGUUUCGUUGCCUGCGAGGAUGUUGACGAGCGAGAACCCGUUCAUCACCCCGUUUGACGAUGAGCAUCGGGUGGAGGUUGUUAAUCCUUCGCGGGGGGAGGUGAGGAAGAGUAUGGCGGUUAACCCCUUCUCGAAUGCGGCUGCCGUUGCUAUCUAG